Molecule: messenger RNA, 714 nt
Organism: Closterium sp. NIES-67
Lineage: Eukaryota; Viridiplantae; Streptophyta; Zygnematophyceae; Desmidiales; Closteriaceae
Source: the annotation of a GenBank genome assembly
AUCAGAACCAGAGGACAUGAUAAGUAUGGGAGGCUUCAUCUGCUGUGUUAUUGGAGGACCAACAGCUUGGGAGAGCAAGAAACAAGUGGACCAAGCAUUGAGCUCGGUGGAGUCCGAGUACAUGGCACUCCUCCGUGCCAUAAGAGAGGUUGUGUGGCAGCGGCGUGACAUUUACGACCCAGCUGUCCCUGACUCCCCUGCUCACUCUGCCUCAUCGCACCAGCACCAGCAGCAGCAGCAGCAGCAGCAGCAGCAGCAGCAGCAGCAGCAGCAGCAGCAGAAGGAGCAGCAGCAGCAGCAGCAACAGCAGCAGCAGCAGGUGCAGCAGCAGCAGCGGAUGGAGCAGCAGCAGCAGCAGCAGCAGCAGCAGCAGCAGCAGGAGGUGCAGCAGCGGAUGGAGCAGCAGCAGCAGCAGCAGCAGCAACCGCAGGCAGUGCAGCAACAGCAGCCGCAGCAGGAGGUGCAGCAGCAGCAGCGGAUGGAGCAGCAGCAGCAGCAGCAGCAGCAGCAGCAGCAGGAGGUGCAGCAGCGGAUUGAGCAGCAGCAGCAGCAGCAGCAACCGCAGGCAGUGCAGCAACAGCAGCCGCAGCAGGAGGUGCAGCAGCAGCAGCAGCAGCAGCCACAGCAGCAGCAGCAGCAGCAGCAGCCACUGCAGCAACCUCAUUGGCAUCGCCGCACCACCUCUCCUUGAUCUCGGGGUUAAAUCUUUUUAGA